This is a messenger RNA of Medicago truncatula (barrel medic), 2003 nucleotides long. RefSeq names its product protein CANDIDATE G-PROTEIN COUPLED RECEPTOR 7. Gene Ontology annotation, cellular component: Golgi apparatus; membrane. Bases 222 to 1556 code for a protein of 444 amino acids. The transcript has a single exon. NCBI's taxonomy places the organism in Eukaryota, Viridiplantae, Streptophyta, Magnoliopsida, Fabales, Fabaceae. The record is from RefSeq and is a predicted model, not a curated record. Gene Ontology annotation, biological process: transport.
AAAAGGAAAGAAAUGCUAGUGUGCAAAUAAAUUUAAUUAAUGCCAAUAACGUAGGUGGCACGUCGUGUUACUGGUGUGGUGCGGUGACAACAUCGCGUUCAGAUCCGUUCUUCUCCUUUUCUUUGCUUUGCUUUCUUCUUCUUCUUCUUCUUCUUCUUCAUUCACCCAACUCCAAUUUCAGAAACAAACAGAUUCCAACAUUCACUUCCCAAAAUCACACAAUGUCGAAACCCUACAUCCCCAUCCUCCUCCUCUUCACCACCUUCCUCCACUUCCUCUCCCCCACCACCGCCGAAAUCAAAUCCCUCACCAUCACUUCCGACACUCGCCCCAUGAUCCUCUUCGAAAAAUUCGGUUUCACUCCCAAAGGCCACGUCACCAUCUCCGUCUCCUCCGUCUCCGUCACCCCUCUCUCCUCCUCCUCCUCCUCCUCCUCUCAACCCGAAUCCUCCCGUCUCGGUUUCUUCCUCCUCAACGAAGAAACCCUCAUCCAAGUCCUCAUCGAGAUCCAACAAAACCCUUCCUUCUGCGUCCUCGAUUCUCACUACAUUUCCCGUCUCUUCACUUUCCGUGACCUCUCUCCUCCUCCCUCCGCUUCUUUCAACCGCUCUUAUCCCGUCACUACCCCUAACGAAUACAGUCUCUUCUUCGCUAAUUGCGCUCCUGAAACCUCUGUUUCCAUGUUUGUUCUCACCGAGAUUUUCAAUCUCGAUGCAGACGGUUCUAAAGACUAUCUCUCCGCUGGACAAACUCAACUCCCUUCUCUCUUUUUCCUCUUCUUCCUUGCUUACUUAACUUUCUUUGUAUUUUGGAUAUACACUUGUUACACCAAUAAACGUUCUAUUCACCGCAUUCAUCUUCUUAUGGCGGUUUUGCUUAUCAUGAAGGCUUUGAAUCUUAUUUGUGCUGCUGAAGAUAAGCAUUAUGUUAAGGUUACUGGUUUACCUCAUGGAUGGGAUGUAUUGUUCUACAUUUUUCAGUUUAUUCGUGUUGUUGUGUUGUUUACUGUUAUUGUUUUGAUCGGUACUGGUUGGUCGUUUCUGAAGCCAUUUUUGCAAGAUAGGGAAAAGAAAGUGUUGAUGAUUGUGAUUCCUCUGCAAGUUUUGGCUAAUUUAGCUUCUGUUGUGAUCGGAGAGACCGGUCCUUUUAUCAAAGAUUGGGUUACUUGGAAUCAGGUGUUUUUGCUUGUUGAUAUUAUUUGUUGUUGUGCUAUUAUUUUUCCUAUCGUUUGGUCUAUUAGAUCGCUUAGGGAAACGUCGAAAACAGAUGGAAAAGCUUCGAGGAAUCUUGCGAAGUUGACACUUUUUAGGCAGUUUUAUAUUGUUGUUAUUGGGUAUCUGUAUUUUACAAGAAUUGUUGUGUUUGCUUUGAGAACUAUUGCUGCUUAUAAGUAUCAAUGGGUGAGUAAUGCUGCUGAAGAGAUUGCUAGUCUUGCUUUCUAUAUCAUUAUGUUCUAUAUGUUUAGACCUGUGGAGAAAAAUGAGUACUUUGUUCUUGAUGAGGAGGAAGAGGAAGCAGCUCAAAUUGCUCUCAGAGAUGAAGAAUUUGAGCUUUAAAGUUUCUGUUUUUGGAAUUUUGCACUUACCCCUAUGUGUUGAUAUCUCCGCCACGCCACGCCACAAAGAUCAGGCAGGUUGUUCGAUGAAUUUGGUAUUGUGCUGGUGGUGGUUCAGGUUGCUCCUUUUAUCUGAUUUAACUUACCCUUUUCAUUCAUUUUUCCCCUAUACAAUCCAAGCCUUCAAAUUAAUGUGUCUGUAAAGGAAUAUUCAAUACUUGAUGUAUGUUUAGAUUUCCUUAUGUUAAUGAUGUUGUUGAUUAAUUAUGCGGAAUAGACAGAACUCUGAUAUAUGUCUCUUGAGAAAUUGUACACUCAAUUACUUAUUACCGAGUUGUUAUUAUACUGAUAUUCUUCUGUGGAUUUUCUGCUUGAGAUUAUGUUCAGGAUAGUUGGGUUGUUGUACAUUUCUGUAUUCAUUGAUUGAUUGGUUUCCAGCCUUGCUUGA